Molecule: messenger RNA, 3543 nt
Organism: Chinchilla lanigera (long-tailed chinchilla)
Lineage: Eukaryota; Metazoa; Chordata; Mammalia; Rodentia; Chinchillidae
Gene: Jmjd6
Product: jumonji domain containing 6
Exons: 7
Coding region: 322-1605 (427 amino acids)
Biological process (GO): phagocytosis
Cellular component (GO): cytoplasm; nucleus
Molecular function (GO): histone H4R3 demethylase activity; P-TEFb complex binding
Source: RefSeq, a predicted model, not a curated record
ACCCCCCCCCCCGAAGACGCGACCUUCUCAACAUGGCUCCCACUGGGCUCUUGUGAGGGUGGAGCUUGGAGGGGCGGAGGCCAAUGGCGGGCCGCGAGACUCCGUGGGGCGGGGAGAACAGUUGCCUCACGCCCAACCCGAGGCUCGGGAGGAGGCUUGGGAGUGAAUUUUCUGGAAGGCGGCUUUAAACGCGCCCGGCCGGAGCGAAGGGCAUUUAGCUGUCGCCUCGCCGUCGCCGCCGCCCUGGUCGGGAAGGGCGUUUUAGUGGCAGGAAUCGAGCUGCACCCAGGUCGUCGCGAAAGCAGCUGGUGACCCUGCAGGAUGAACCACAAGAGCAAGAAGCGGAUCCGCGAGGCCAAGCGGAGUGCGCGGCCAGAGCUCAAGGACUCGGUGGAUUGGACCCGACACAACUACUACGAGAGCUUCCCGCUGAACCCGGCGGCCGUGGCGGAUAACGUGGAAAGGGCAGACGCUUUACAGCUGUCCGUGGAAGAAUUCGUGGAGCGAUAUGAAAGACCUUACAAGCCCGUGGUUUUGCUGAAUGCCCAGGAAGGCUGGUCUGCGCAGGAGAAAUGGACUCUGGAGCGCCUAAAAAGGAAAUACCGCAACCAGAAGUUCAAGUGUGGUGAGGAUAACGAUGGCUAUUCGGUAAAGAUGAAGAUGAAAUACUACAUCGAGUACAUGGAGAGCACUCGGGAUGACAGCCCGCUUUACAUCUUCGAUAGUAGCUAUGGUGAACACCCCAAGAGAAGGAAACUUUUGGAAGACUACAAGGUGCCCAAGUUUUUCACCGAUGACCUAUUCCAGUAUGCAGGGGAGAAGCGCAGGCCUCCUUACAGGUGGUUUGUCAUGGGGCCGCCACGUUCCGGAACUGGGAUUCACAUUGACCCUCUGGGAACCAGUGCCUGGAAUGCCUUAGUGCAGGGCCACAAGCGCUGGUGCCUGUUCCCGACAAGCACCCCCCGGGAGCUCAUCAAGGUCACCCGAGAAGAAGGCGGGAACCAGCAAGAUGAAGCCAUUACGUGGUUUAAUGUCAUUUAUCCCCGGACACAGCUUCCAACGUGGCCACCUGAAUUCAAACCCCUGGAAAUCUUACAAAAACCAGGAGAGACUGUCUUUGUCCCAGGAGGCUGGUGGCAUGUUGUCCUCAAUCUUGACACCACCAUUGCCAUCACCCAGAAUUUUGCCAGCAGCACCAACUUCCCUGUUGUGUGGCACAAGACGGUAAGAGGGAGACCAAAGUUAUCGAGGAAAUGGUAUAGGAUCUUAAAGCAGGAGCACCCUGAGCUGGCAGUCCUAGCAGAUGCUGUUGACCUCCAGGAAUCCACAGGCAUCGCCUCUGACAGCUCCAGUGACUCCUCCAGCUCCUCCAGCUCCAGCUCCUCCGACUCGGACUCUGAGUGUGAGUCGGGGUCAGAAGGUGAAGGGACAAUGCACCGCAGGAAGAAGAGGAGGACGUGCAGCAUGGUGGGCAACGGGGACACCACCUCACAGGACGACUGCGUGAGCAAAGAGCGCAGCUCCUCCAGGGAUGGGACCCAGAGCCUUGUGCACGGCAGCCAAGCGCUGUACCGCUGGACUACAUCCCCAGCCCUUUUGUUUUAAGACAAGAACUCAGCACGUGCUCUGGCUGGCCUGGAACUUGCCUCAGCCUCUUGAGUAGGUGGAUUAGAGGAGUGCACCACCCUGCACAGCUACUCCUCCAGCUGUUGAAGACUUCUUGCCAUCUUCAGACACUGCCCCCUCCCUCUUGUUACUGAGCUAUCCCACUUCCCCUUAAACUUCAGCCAAAAGAGAGGCUCUUUGCCACCAGGAGGCGCAGUGGGACAUGUUGCCAGUGGUCUGGGUGGUGGAGCAGAAAUUUGAAACUGAAAAUUCAGCUUCCCAGUUCUUCAGAUGCUGGAAGUGACUCCUGGUUGCUAGACAACAGCAGGAAUGAGGGACCAGGCCACAGUCCUCUCUCCUGACUGUGUUGGACAGCAGAUUCUGUGAUGCUCAUGCCACUCCAUAAAUAAUUGUGGGGUACCUUAUUUGUUCUAACCGGGCCAAGGACUCAACACUCCAUUGUGGAAGCAGAGCGAGGUGGGGGAGCCUGGGCACAGGUGUUCCAGAGCUCCCUUCUUCCCUCCCACCUGGUCCGUGCUCCUCCUUCGAAUCAAGUCAGCAGGAAGAAAGAGAAGGAUGCAACACGAGCCCAUCUCCAGGGAUUAUUCUCUAGGAUUGCUGCCAAUCUUCAAAGAGCUGUGUGUUGGAAAAGGGGUAUUAGAAUGCUGGGGAGGAGCGAUGUGAGCAGGACCCAGGGUAUCUAGAGGGCUCUAGGCCUCUGGAAAUGCAGCUCCCAUCAGGCCAGGAGCAUCCAGUGUACCUGCACAGGGGGCUUCAGAAUUGUCAUCGUCUAGGGAUCUGAGGCCAGGCUCUUGGAGGGAGAACCCUCACAGCAGGAACAUCUCUCACAGUUGCAUUUUAUUCUUGCACUACCCACUGCUUAAUAACUCAAGCAUCCAGCAAAAGUUCUAGUGCCAGCCGGGUGUGGUGGUGUGUAAUCCCAGUGCUUGGGAGGCUGAGGCAGGCGAUUGCCACAGGUUCGAGACCAGCCUGGGCUACAUACGCAGUUCAAGGUCAGUCUGAACUACACAGCAAGACCCUGUCUCAAAAAAAAGGUGAGUGCCAGGAUUGUUUUUGGUGCAGAAGGUACAACAGGGACAAGCCCAGGUUCCUGAUCUUGAGCUUGCUGGGCAGUGACUACAGUCGUUCAUAAGGGGAGGAGACAAGAGUAUGCACUUCCACAGCCAGAAAAGCAAAUGCAGCCGUCACUACACACAAGGGACUAGUUCCUCAUGAAGAGGCCUGGCUAACCCUACACCAGCAUGCUGGAUCCGAACACAGUGUCUUCGUAGAGUAGCUGCUGGAGGCCCUCAAGUGAAAGCUCACAACAAGUUGCCAGUGUGCUGUACAAAUCCAGAACCCGGCCUUGAACCUAGGACUUCAGACACGAGAAUGGGAUGGAGCCAGAGUCUGUCAGUGUUGUAGAAGUGCUGUCUAGAAAGAAGCAUGUGAGGAUGCAGCUGUAGGGUCUGUAGUUGUGUGUAGCUUUCCCCAGACGGCUAGGAUGUGUGGUCAGUGGGUUUGGGGCAAGUCAGGCUUCUCUCUCCUGGCUUUUGUCAAGAUGUCCUGUUGUUGUUACAUUGUUUUCAGCAAAACUAGAUGAAUAUAGCAAACAAGUUGAAUAUAUAAAUUCAAUAUACAAAUCUGGUGACUCUCAGAUUUGUCUCAUUGUUAGAUGAAAAAUUGGAAUCGCCAAGGUGCCCUGUGCCCCCCACCUCCCCCAGGAACCAGCCCUGCCCUGCUUGUCUCCAUGGUAAGAGACACCACAGAACUUGGCUCCUGUAGCUGUUGAACAGAACACCGGGCAGCCUCGGUUCUGUGUCCCCCGUGCUGUAGUGUCUGCCGCGAAAUGCCUGUGGGGUCUGCCAUUGGGUUGGUGUUUUUUAACUUUCACUUAGAUGAAACUUGUUCAUUUUAAAUAAAGCAACUGGAUUUGGG